This is a messenger RNA of Drosophila erecta, 1177 nucleotides long. RefSeq lists its product as uncharacterized. Lineage: Eukaryota; Metazoa; Arthropoda; Insecta; Diptera; Drosophilidae. The coding region runs from base 120 to 1061 and encodes 313 amino acids. The transcript has a single exon. The record is from RefSeq and is a predicted model, not a curated record.
CAUUGGGUAAGCCCCAUGGUGCUGGCCAGAUCAAAGUAGAACCCUCACCUGUACAGACCUAAAUUUCGUAUCUCUCAACCUGCCACAGCACCGGUUCCAAUCCAAACCUCCGUUCAGUUAUGUUUCUGGCCAAAAGCUCCACACUACUUCGCCCGCUGCUCCUCAACGAGGUGAAGGGAGUAGUGAAAUCCCAGUUCCAGGCAUUGUCACAGGUCGACCGACGUUUUGCCCACUCGGACGAUAGGUGCGCCAGCAAGAAAACCAGGAAAUGCGAGCAGAGCCCACCAAAGGGUGUAGGAUUGCCCCCAAGGAGACGACAACAUUCUCACACGGAUGGCGGGGAUGAUAAGUGCGCGAAAAAAGACGAGAAAAAGUGCGAGAAGUUUGUCUCCCAUAACGCGAAAAAGCCGGAAUGCAAGCCGCCCGUCGUCAGUACUCCCAAAUUCUACCGGCAGCUAAAUCCCUGCAAGACGGACAAGGAGCUCUCCGAGCUGCAUCCCAAGUAUCUGGGUGUGUGGGGUCGAUGCGACAUACCCUACAAGCCAGAGCCCGAUUGCCUGGAUCCCUGUGAUCUGGCCGAGCGCCUGGAUGACAAGUACUACAAGCCCAGCAAGUCCUUGGACCGCCAGUUCGACCAGUACUGGGUGGAGUGCUUCUUCCGGAAGCAGAAGCGCUGCUGCCGCAAGGUGGCGCCUGAGCGCACCUACCGCGUGAUGGGCAAGAAGUGUAUUGGCCCUCCCAAGAAGCCUUGUUUCACCGUGAAUCCCAUGCCCUGCCAACAGGAGGCCAGGCUCAACCCUUGUCCCAAGCUGACUCUCUGCCAGUGUCCGAAGGCAAGAGCCGAUCCCAGCUGUAAGGUGGUGCGUAGGCAUACAAGAUGCCGGCGCCGCGCUUGCCAGUAUCCCAGCUUCUCGGAGUGCCAGCACGAGGAGCUGAACACCGCCAGACCCAUUGAGUGCCGCUGCCUGGAGGUGCCUCCCCUGUGCCUCGUCUACCGGCACGCUCUCCUAAACCGUCGACUUCCAUGUGAGCCCCUAAAGCCGCGCGACGAGUCGUGCUAAAGGAGGCAGACCUUGGAUUGGGGACCCACUCAUGGUGCUCAACUGUAUGCAGAUAAAUUAAUAGUGCUAAUAAAAGAUACGAAAUUUUUGGUGGAAUAAACAUAAUCACAUUAGAA